Molecule: messenger RNA, 6762 nt
Organism: Pipistrellus kuhlii (Kuhl's pipistrelle)
Lineage: Eukaryota; Metazoa; Chordata; Mammalia; Chiroptera; Vespertilionidae
Gene: WNK2
Product: WNK lysine deficient protein kinase 2
Exons: 30
Coding region: 117-6587 (2156 amino acids)
Biological process (GO): positive regulation of potassium ion import across plasma membrane; monoatomic ion homeostasis; positive regulation of sodium ion transmembrane transporter activity
Cellular component (GO): cytoplasm; cytosol
Molecular function (GO): ATP binding; protein serine/threonine kinase activity; potassium channel inhibitor activity
Source: RefSeq, a predicted model, not a curated record
UGCGGAGCGCAGCCGCCGGAACCCGAGCCGCACGCCCGCGGCCGCAGCUGAGGCUCCGGGAGCGCGUCACCGCGGACCCGGAGCGGCCGGACCGAGAGCCACGGCCGAAGCGCGGCAUGGACGGCGCCCGCUCGCCCUGUGAGAUGGACGGUGAUGGCCGCCUAGACGCCCGAGGGGAGGCCGGGCGCGGCGCGGGGCCGGCGGGCAUGGCGGAGCCGGCGGCGCCCCGGGCGCGGGCGGCGCGGCCCGGGCCGCAGCGCUUCCUGCGCCGCAGCGUGGUGGAGUCCGACCAGGAGGAGCCGCCGGGCCUGGAGGCCGCCGAGGCGCCGGGCGCGCAGCCCCCGCAGCCCCUGCAGCGCCGCGUGCUGCUGCUCUGCAAGACGCGCCGCCUCAUCGCCGAGCGCGCCCGCCGCCCCGCCGCCCCCGCGCCGCCGCCCCGCGCCGCCGCCGCCGCCGCCGCCGCCCCCGCCCCCGGCCCGGAGCCCGAGCCCGCGCCCGCGGGGCCGCAGGACCCCGGCCCGGACGCCCUGCCAGCGCCCGCCCCGGAGGGGCCACCGGAGGAGGCGGCGGAGGCGAGGAAGGAGGACGCGGGGCCGCCUGAGGCCAGGCCGGAGCCCGGGCCCGCCCGCCGGGACGAGCCCGAGGAGGAGGAGGACGACGAGGAUGACCUCAAGGCCGUGGCCACCUCCCUGGACGGCCGCUUCCUCAAGUUUGACAUCGAGCUGGGCCGCGGCUCCUUCAAGACGGUGUACAAGGGGCUGGACACGGAGACCUGGGUGGAGGUGGCCUGGUGCGAGCUGCAGGACCGGAAGCUCACCAAGCUCGAGCGGCAGCGGUUCAAGGAGGAGGCCGAGAUGCUCAAGGGCCUGCAGCACCCCAACAUCGUGCGCUUCUACGACUUCUGGGAGUCCAGCGCCAAGGGGAAGCGCUGCAUCGUGCUGGUGACCGAGCUCAUGACCUCGGGGACGCUCAAGACGUACCUGAAGCGGUUCAAGGUGAUGAAGCCCAAGGUGCUGCGCAGCUGGUGCCGGCAGAUCCUGAAGGGGCUGCUGUUCCUGCACACCCGCACGCCCCCCAUCAUCCACCGCGACCUCAAGUGCGACAACAUCUUCAUCACCGGGCCCACCGGCUCCGUCAAGAUCGGUGACCUGGGCCUGGCCACCCUCAAGAGGGCGUCCUUUGCCAAGAGUGUAAUAGGCACCCCCGAGUUCAUGGCCCCCGAGAUGUACGAGGAGCACUACGACGAGUCGGUGGACGUGUACGCCUUCGGCAUGUGCAUGCUGGAGAUGGCCACCUCGGAGUACCCCUACUCCGAGUGCCAGAACGCCGCUCAGAUCUACCGGAAGGUCACCUGCGGCAUCAAGCCGGCCAGCUUUGAGAAAGUGCAGGACCCCGAGAUCAAGGAGAUCAUCGGGGAGUGCAUCUGCAAAAACAAGGAGGAGCGGUACGAGAUCAAGGACCUGCUCAGCCACGCCUUCUUCGCCGAGGACACGGGCGUGAGGGUGGAGCUGGCCGAGGAGGACCACGGCAGGAAGUCCACCAUUGCCCUGCGGCUCUGGGUGGAGGACCCCAAGAAACUGAAGGGCAAGCCCAAGGACAACGGGGCCAUAGAGUUCACCUUCGACCUGGAGAAGGAGACGCCGGACGAUGUGGCGCAGGAGAUGAUCGAGUCUGGGUUCUUCCACGAGAGCGACGUGAAGAUCGUGGCCAAGUCCAUCCGCGACCGCGUGGCGUUGAUCCAGUGGCGGCGGGAGAGGAUCUGGCCGGUGCUGCAGCCACAGGAGCGGCAGGACCCGGGCAGCCCCGACACGGUCAGGGCUCCGCCCGCGCCCCUGCAGGUCCAGGUGACCUACCACACACAGGCGGUGCCGCCGGAGCCCGAGGAGCCCGAGGCGGACCAGCACCUCCUGCCCCCCGCGCUGCCGGCCAGCGCCACCUCCCUGGCCUCGGACAGCACGCUCGACAGCGGCCAGGGCUCCACCGUGUACUCGGACUCCCAGAGCAGCCAGCAGAGCGUGGUGCUGGGCUCGCUGGCAGACGCAGCCCCACUCACGGCCCAGAGCGUGUGCAGCGCCCCCGUGAGCGUGAGCAUGAGCGAGGGGCUCGUCCUGCCGCACAGCCUGCCCUCGCUGGGGGCCUACCCGCAGCCCGCCACGCCUGGCCUGCCGGCGGGCUCCAUGCCGCCCUCCACCCGCGCUCCGCUCCCACCGCAGCACUUCCCGGAGCCAGCCGUGAGCUUUGCCCCUGUGCUGACCUGCCCAGGCCAGCCCAUGCCCUCUGGCCUCCAGCCUCCCCUGGCCCAGCCAGCACCCCUGCCACAGGUCCUGGCCCCGCAGGUCCUGGCCCCACAGCCCAUGCGCCCUCUGCAGCCGGUGCCCGCUCAUCUGCCGCCGUACCUGGCUUCGACCUCCCAGGUGGCUCCGGCCCAGCCGACGCCCGUCCAGAUGCCACCGGUGCCUCUGCAGCCACUCGCUCACGUCCCCCCGCAGAUGCCCCCACCUCCCGUCAUCCCACCCGCGGCUCCGCUGGCCACCGUGGACAGCCUCCCCUCGGCGCUCCCUGACCUGCCGGCGGCCACUGGGCCCACAGGGCCGCCUCCCUCGCAGUACUUCUCUCCCGCCGUCAUCCUGCCCAGCCUCCCGCUCAGCGCCGCCGGCUCCCUGCCCGCGUCCCCAGCCCUGCCUCUGCCAACGGUCAAGCUUCCCCACGCCGCCGGGGCACCCCUGGCCGUGCCGUGCCAGACCAUUGUGCCAAAUGUGGCGGCCACCGCCACCGCCAUCCCUCUGCUGGCCGUGGCCUCCCAGGGCGUGGCCACGCUGUCCAUCCACCCGGCCGUCCACCCGGCCGUGGCCCAGCUCCCGGCCCAGCCCGUGUACCAGGCGGCCUUCCCGCAGAUGGUGCCCAGUGACGUCCCGCCUUCUCCUCUCCACACGGCGCAGGCAGUGCAGGCUGCCCCUCUGCAGCCGGCACCCCCCGUGCUGCCGCAGCCCCACCUGCCGAGCGCCACCCACCUUCCUGAGCCGGCCGCUGUCCCCCGGGGGGGGAGCCAGGUCCUGCUUGGCCACCCGCCUCCGUACGCUGUGGAUGUCACCGCCCCGGCCCCCACGGGGCCCACUCCUGCCGCCGUCCUCUCCCCGCCUGUGCCAGAAGGGCUGCCCCCCGCUGCCCCUGAGCGCCUGCCGCAGCUCCCCAGCUCGCAGGCCCCUGCGCCCAUGGCUGCGACUUCGAGCUUGCCUGUCCAGGCCACUGUGCUGCCCCCCGCCAACCUGCCCCUGACCAGCGGGCCAGGGCUCUCCGGCCUCAGCUCGGCCGUCCAGCUGACCGUGGACUUGGCUCCCGAGGAGCAGGCCUCCGAGGACGCGCAGCCUGGCCUGCAGAGCUGUGAGAGCUACGGAGGGUCUGACGCCCCUUCUGGGAGGGAGCUGAGUGACAGCGGGGACGGCACCUUUGGAGCAGGGAGGCUGGAAGGCAGGCCGGCCCGGAAACACCACCGCAGGUCCACACGCAUGCGCUCCCGCCCGGAGAGGCUCAGCCGGCCCCGGCUGACCAUCCUGAAUGUGUGCAACACAGGCGACAAGAUGGUGGAGUGCCAGCUGGAGACACACAACCACAAGAUGGUAACGUUCAAGUUCGACCUGGAUGGGGACGCACCUGACGAGAUCGCCACCUACAUGGUGGAGCACGACUUCAUCCUCCAGGCCGAGCGGGAGACGUUCAUUGAGCAGAUGAAGGAUGUCAUGGACAAGGCGGAGGACAUGCUCAGUGAGGACACGGACGCCGACCGUGGCUCCGACCCGGGGGCAAGCCCGCCGCCCCUUGGCACCGGCAGCCUGAGUGCGGGGGAGGAGAAUGGCCAGUCCCGAGCCAACGCCCCGGUGUAUCAGCAGAACGUCCUGCACACGGGAAAGAGGUGGUUCAUCAUCUGUCCGGUGGCCGAACACCCAGCUGCAGACGCCCCCGAAUCUUCGUCCCCCCUUCCUCUGAGCUCCGUGCAGCCAGAAGCCAGCCCAGACCCAGCUCCCUGCAAAGACCAGUCGUCCUUGAAGGAAAAGCCCGGCGCCCCGGCGAGUGUACAGCCUCCGAAGCCACCGGGCUCCGGGGACACCCCCGCGGGCACACAAGCCCCUUCAGUGCCACCCUCCCCUCCUGUGACUGCUGUGCCCCAGGACACGGCCGCACCAGCUGCUGGCCCCAGGCCAGAGCCGGCAAUGGGGGCUGCCGUGCAGGCAGGCGCCCCCGUGACCUCUCAGGGGAUGGCCAACGAAUGUGCUGCACCCCAGCCCCUGGCACAGACUCAGGACGCACAGCUUGCUGCAAGGCCCCUGGAUGUGGCCCCAGGGCCCUGCGCCUCCCCUCCAGCGGCCCCCCAUCACCCUGCAGGCCUCGGGGAGCCCGCCUCAGCCAAGGAGGCCGACACCCGGAUGGAUGCCCCGCCAGCUCCGGCCCCUGUGCCCAGUGCCUCCGGCGAGACCCCUCAGCCUGCCCCGGGCCCGUCCCUCCCUCCUCUCCCCAAUGCGGUGGGAGCUGUCAGCCUGGCUGCCCCCCAGCUCCCAAACUCUCCUCUGGGGCCCAGCACCCUCCCCCAGCCGCUGUCAGCCUUGGAGUCGGACGGGGAAGGGCCACCUCCCAGGGUGGACUUCGUGGACAGCACCAUCAAGAGCCUGGAUGAGAAGCUGCGGACUCUGCUCUACCAGGAGCACGUGCCCACCUCCUCCGCCUCGGCCGGGACCCCGGUGGAGAUGGGAGACCGAGACUUCACCCUGGAGCCCCCGAGAGGAGACCCGCCCUGCACAGAGACCUCCAUGGGGGACCUGGCCCUGCCAGCCCAGCUGGUGCUGGAUCAGCCCGGACUGGCGCUGGGGCCGGCAGCUGCACUGGAGCAGACCACAGCCUCGCCAGGGACAGCAGCUCCUGUGAGCGGCCCGCGGGGCCCCAAGGGAGGCCGGGCAGCCUCGGGCUCACCGGCAGCAGCCAGGGCCCCUCAGGAUGCCCCCACGCCCACCAUCCCUGUGCAUCUGGAGCCCGCAGACCAGCAAGGCCCCCCCGGGGUGCUGGCCCGGGACGGCCAGGCCAGCGCCCCCCAACCCCCUGGUGCUCCGGCCUCAGGGUCCCCCCGGAAGCAGCCGGGGCAGCGGGACGGCGGCUCUCCAGCCAAGACCGUGGGCCGGUUCUCGGUGGUCAGCACCCAGGACGAGUGGACCGUGGGCUCCCCGCACAGCCUGCGGUACUCGGCCCCGCCCGACGUGUACCUGGAGGAGGGGCCCGGCAGCCCGGGCGUGAGGCUGGCCCUGCGGCGGGCGCAGACGGCCUCCGCCCUGGAGGUCUGCCAGGAGCCCCCGUCCAGCGACUCGGGGGACGAGCGCGCGCCCGGGAGGCCGCCGGCGCCCAAGCCGGGCGCCCUGCCCCGCAGCAGCGGCAGCUCGGCCGGCGACUUCGUGAGGAAGGCCGCGGCCCUCCUGCACAGGUCGGCGGGGGCUGGCCCCCCGGGCCCCGAGGCCCCCCGCAGGGCGGGCGUGAAGGUCCCCACCAUCAGCGUGACCUCCUUCCACUCCCAGUCGUCCUACAUCAGCAGCGACAACGACUCGGAGCCCGAGGACGCGGACAUCAGGAAGGAGCUGCAGAGUCUGCGAGAGAAGCACCUGCGGGAGAUCUCAGAGCUGCAGAGCCAGCAGAAGCAAGAGAUCGCAGCGCUGUAUCACCGCCUGGGCAGGCCCCUGCCCCCGAACCUGGGGCUCCUGCACACGGCCCCACCCGCCGGCCGCCGGAGGAAGGCCAGCAGGAGCAAGCUGAAGGCCGGGCGGCUGCUGACCCCACUGGUGCAGCAGCUCAAGGUCGUGGCCUCCAGCACAGGUCACUUGUCAGACUGCAGCCGCGCCCCUCUGGCCCAGGACCCCGCCAGGGCCGGGGCCGGGCCCACCACAGCGGCAGACUCCGGUGGGAAGGCAGUGCAGACCCAGCAGCCUUGCUCCGUGCGGGCCUCCUUGUCUGCAGACAUCUGCUCCGGCUUAGCCAGUGACGGGGGCGGAGCCCACGGCCCAGGCUGGACGGUUUUCCACCCAACGUCUGAGAGAGUGGCCCAUAAGUCUAGUAGCAAACCUCGCGCUCGAUUCCUCAGUGGACCCGUGUCUGUGUCCAUCUGGUCUGCCUUGAAGCGUCUCUGUCUAGGCAAAGAGCACAGCAGUCGGUCCUCCACCAGCAGCCUGGCCCCGGGCCCCGAGCCGGGCGCCCCCGCCCCGCACGCCCAGGCGCAGGUGAACAACAGCAACAACAAGAAGGGCACCUUCACGGACGACCUGCACAGGCUGGUGGACCAGUGGGCCAGCCAGGCGGCCGGGGCCCCGCCGCUGAAGCCGUCGCUGAACCAGCUGAAGCAGACGCAGAAGCUGCAGGACAUGGAGGUGGCCGCCAGCUGGCCCCCAGCCUCCAGCGAGGUUCGGGCUGUAAGUGGGAUGAACACACCUCGAGCAGCAGUGGGGACACCAUUUCUGGCCCUGGCGUCCGGCCCUCUACCCACCACGGUCAUUCCUGGAACUGCCCUGGCCCUACCCGUGCCCAUGCCAGAUUCUGAGAGUGAGAAGCCCAGCUGAGCCCAGGCGGGCUGACCGACCCAACGCCAGGCCCAGGUCGUCCCGUUCGGAGAAGGCGAGUCCGCGCCUCGUGGCGGCGCACACUGUUUUGUAAUCACUUUCUAAGCAUUUUUUUAUUCACAAUUGGAAACACAAAUGUAAUGCAAGAAUAAAAAAUAUUUUGGGGGAAAAAGGA